Messenger RNA from Dermatophagoides pteronyssinus (European house dust mite), 1114 nucleotides. Its product is annotated as RCC1 and BTB domain-containing protein 2-like. NCBI's taxonomy places the organism in Eukaryota, Metazoa, Arthropoda, Arachnida, Sarcoptiformes, Pyroglyphidae. Gene Ontology annotation, molecular function: protein binding. The record is from RefSeq and is a predicted model, not a curated record.
AUCAUUUUUUUUUGUGUUUUGAUGGGUGCUAGUGCACACGUUGUCAUUUGAUAAUUUUGCUCAAUUGAGUAGUGUUCAUUACACAUUUUGUGAUUUGUUUAUGUGUUAUUGUGUGGCAGACCAUUGAGUAGUUUUUUUUGCGAACAAAACUCAAUUUUCAAGAAAAAAAACGAUGAAAAAAAUACCAACUGAUAUUGACGUGGAUAUCGAAUUAUUUCAAAAUGAUUUAAAAGAUAUCGAUCCGGAAUUUAUUCCAAGAAUCGUUUCCAUUUAUAAAAUAACCCAAUUUUUCAAAGAGAUAGGUUUUCUAUGUAUGACCAACGAUGCAACUUAUGCUUAUGGUGAAGAAAUAUGCGAAUGGCUAUCGUUAAAACAUGAUCCCAAACAACCAAAACAGAUUAACAUUUUAAAUGGCAAAAAAAUUAUUCAAGUCGAAUCCGGCAAUGAAUUUGUUGUCGUUCUAACUGAUGAUGGACUAGUGUAUCUAGCCAGUGAUGAUUCAGAUUGGCAAACGAACAAUACUUUUCGAUUGAUCUCAACCGGUAAUGAUCGUUUUGAAAUGAUAGCAUGUGGACAGCUUUAUUUGUUGUUGUUACGACAAGAUGGCAUUGUUUUUGCUUUAGGAGAUAAUGGAAUUGGUCAAUUGACCGGUAAUUCAAAUUCAGCGUAUGUUAUUGCCGUGAACACUGGUUUGAAUAAUGUCAAAAUAAUAGCUUGUGGUGGUGAACAUAGCCUUGCUCUUACCAAUACAAAUGAAAUUUAUUCCUGGGGCUGUAAUAAGUAUGGACAGUUAGGUCUAGGCGAUACAAAUGAACGAAGAACACCUUCAUUGAUUUCAUUUCCUGAUGGUCAAAUUAAAAAUAUUAUGGCCGGUUCAUUUCAUUCUUUAUUUUUGAUGGAGGAUGGUCAGAUUUUUGGAUGUGGUUAUGGUCAACCACCAAUUAAUGAUAAUGAACAAGAUGCAAAAGUGCCGACAAAAAUACCCAUUGAAAAUUGUCAAAGUAUGGCUUGUACAAAUUAUCUCCAUAUUUCAUUUGCUUUGGAUCAUUCAUCACAUUAUUAUGAAUGGGGUAAAUUAAAUAAUCAAUUGAAUAAUAAAUUGUUCAGUUUUUAA